ACAGACAAGCUACAACCAAACAAAGACACCGUGUUCUUCAGGGAUGGAGUUCGAAGAAUAGACUUUGUGUUGUCUUACGUAGAUGACAAAGAUGGAGAAAAGAAACAGGAAAGGAGGAGGGAGUUUGAGGCCAACCUUGAGAAAGCAGGACUGGAGCUGGAGACAGAUGACAAAUCGGACUCCAAGGACCAAAAGACAUAUUUCUUGAAGAUUCAUGCUCCGUGGGAAGUACUGGCUACCUAUGCUGAUGUCUUAAAGAUCAAAGUUCCCUUCAAGGAGAGUGAUAUCCCCCAUGGCCAGGAUGUCCCACUGGAGUGGCUCUCACAUCCUUUCCGUCUGCCAGAGCACAUCAUGCGGCCACAGCCUGAUUACUUUACCUACCCCUUUGACAAGACCAAGACCGACUUCUUCCUCAUCACUGACAAGGAUACUUUCUUCCCGCCUUCCACAAGAAACAGAAUUGUGUUCUACAUCCUGGCUCGUUGUCCGUACUACAAAGAGGGUCGGAAAGAUAAAGACAAGACGGGAAUCAAGCGACUACUCAGCAACGGGACGUACACGGCAGCUUUCCCACUACAUGAUUGCCGAUAUUGGAAAAGGGCAAGAAAUGCCGAAUGUGAGAGUGAGCGCUACAACUUGUACAACCACUGGGCCAGGUUUCUCUGCUUUUACAAAGAGCAACCUCUUAACCUCAUCAGGAAGUACUAUGGGGAAAAGAUUGGGAUCUACUUUGCCUGGCUGGGCUUCUACACAGAGAUGCUGUUCUUUGCAGCUGUCAUGGGAGUUAUAUGUUUCACCUAUGGAGUGCUCAGUUAUGAUGACAACAUAUCAAGCAAAGAAAUAUGUGACGCUGAUAUUGGAGGCAGUAUUGUGAUGUGUCCACUUUGUGAUAAAAAGUGUCCUUUCUGGAGGCUCAACUCAACCUGUCUCUCAUCCUGGCAAUCCCAUCUGUUUGAUAAUGAGGGAACGAUAUUCUUUGCCAUAUUUAUGGGGAUUUGGGUAACUCUGUUUUUGGAGUUCUGGAAACGGCGUCAAGCUCGACUGGAGUACGAGUGGGACUUGGUGGACUUUGAAGAGGAACAGCAACAGCUUCAAAUCAGGCCAGAGUUCGAGAUCCGCUGCACUAACAGGAGACUCAACAAGAUCACUCAGGAAAUGGAGCCAUAUCUCCCCAUCACCAGCAAGUGUGCCCGCUUCUGCCUCUCAGCAGCCACUGUUAUAUUCUGGAUUUCUCUGAUAUUGGCCUGUAUUAUUGGGGUCAUAGCAUACAGGCUGGCUGUGUAUGCUGCCUUUGCAAGUAUCAUUAAAGACCCUAUGAGGAAGAUCCAAGUGGUGGGCAGAUUCAUCACUCCACAGCUAGCGACUUCAGUCACUGCCUCCUGCAUCAACUUUGUCAUCAUCAUGAUCCUCAACUUCUUUUAUGAGAGGGUGGCCAUUUGGAUCACUGAUAUGGAAAUACCAAAGACCCACCUCGAGUAUGAGAACAGGUUGACCAUGAAGAUGUUCCUGUUCCAGUUUGUCAACUACUACUCCUCGUGCUUCUAUGUGGCCUUCUUCAAAGGCAAAUUUGUGGGUCAUCCUGGUAAAUACUCAUAUAUGUUUGGCAAACUGAGGAAUGAGGAGUGUGACCCUGGAGGCUGUCUGAUUGAGCUGACCACACAGCUGGUGAUAGUUAUGGCAGGAAAACAACUAUGGGGGAACAUUCAGGAAGCUCUGCUGCCGUUGAUGCGUAACUGGUGGAGUAGCAGAAAGGGACGGCACAAUCCUGAGAACCAUUACAGCCGCUGGGAGCAGGACCACGUCCUGCAGAACUUCACUCAGCUGGGAUUGUUCUAUGAGUACCUGGAGAUGGUGGUCCAGUUUGGUUUCAUCACUUUGUUUGUGGCAUCUUUCCCCUUGGCUCCCCUCCUGGCUCUGUUCAACAACAUCCUAGAGAUCAGGGUGGACGCCUGGAAGUUCACCACCCAGUUCAGACGACCAGUGGCAUCCAAGGCCCGAAACAUUGGAGCGUGGCAAGAAAUCCUCAACGCAGUGGCCAUUUUAUCUGUUGUUACCAAUGCUUUCAUAAUGGCGUUCACCUCAGACAUGAUCCCCCGCAUGGUCUACCUGUAUGCCAAUGGUAAAGGAGUCAGCAUGAGGGGCUACGUUAACAACAGCCUGUCAAUAUACAACAUCUCACGGAUACCUGAAGAAAACAUGCCGGAGGAACAAGACUACUGGUUUGAUAACUCAACUACCACUUGCAGAUACCGUGACUACCGUUACCCUCCAGGCCACGAGAGGGAGUACACUCAUACCAUGCAGUUCUGGCACAUCCUGGCAGCCAAAAUGGCCUUCAUUAUAAUCAUGGAACAUGUGGUCUUUGUGGUGAAGUUCUUUGUGGCGUGGAUGAUCCCAGACGUCCCGUCAGAUGUUAAGGCGCGGAUUAAACGAGAACGCUACCUGAUUCAAGAGUACCUGCACAACUACGAGGUGGAGAGGCUCAAACUCCAGCUGAGUGCCAGUUUCAUGACAGAGCCACCGUCAGAAACGUCCUUAGUGGCAGACAAGCAUGAAGUGUUGUCUGAGUGCCUGUAGCUUCUGCUCCACACUUCCAACUAACCAAGCCAAGAAUGGACAUGCCUGGGAGUUUUCUCCUCACUGAGAACAUUCACAUACAAGGGCUCCUGUCUUUGGGAUAAAAACGCUAUUAUCUUUUCUUUUCUGAAUGGACUCCUGUGUUAGCAUCUAUAGCGAGGCAUCAGGAAAAAAUGCAGUGCAACAUUUCUCUUUGCUUAAAAUCAGCUCCGUGAGUGGAAAAAACAUUUCUGUGCCAAAAAACAAACAGCUUAAAGGUGUUGGUAAUGGAAAAUAAUAGCAAAGAGUAAAAAAGAUUGUAACUACUGCUUGUACCAUUCCCCAUGUAAUGCCUUCUAACUCUCCAUUUAUCAUGAGAAUAAUCUCUGUAUGUGCUAACAGAGUCAACGUCUAUGGUGUUGAACAUGUGACAUUAUGUGUAGUUUUCCCUUUAAAGAAUUGGUUAUGAUAUCACCUAUUUAAUUUUCUGCAUGUGAUUCUUCUAAUGAGAAUACAAGAUGAAGGACUCAACUGUUUAGACAGGAAGAUACUGUAUGUGUCAACUGUAAAACUGUUUGAAUGGUAAUUGUUGUUGGUAAAAACAAUAUAUAUCAUUUUAGGAAUAUAUGUUAUACAUCGCUUAUGUUUUUCUGUCAUUUAAGUAUGAAUGUAGAAAACACUCAAAUUCUCAUAAAUCUUCAAUAUAUCUAACACAAAACACAUCUAUAUAUUAAAAAACUAAUAGGCGGUGCUUAUUCUUCAGACAGCUGCACUAUGUUUCUUUUAAUGUUUUUUUUAUUUGUAGCUACAUAAUGUUCUGAUCUAUAGCUGGGCUAUAAGAUUGGCAGCUUAGUUAUUGUGAGUGUUUUUCGUUUGGAGUAAAGCUCUUAUAAACUGUGCAUUUGAGAACCAAGUACCUCCCUCGUACUGCAAUUGCACUGUCCCACCCUGAGUUAGGGACUGCACCAGUAAUAGCAGCUGCAGACUCAUGUUUUUCCAACUUGCUACGGGACCAAUUAUAAGAUUUCUAUCAUAUCAUAAAAUAAAACAACUACAUGUUAAAAAUGUUGGACAAUCUCUUGACAGACAUUCUGUUUUAGGACAGAUUUGUGCACCAGAGUCGCUCAUGUGUCGGCUUUACCCCUCCUCUUGUUACACGUAGAUAAUUAAUAUAUAUAUCUGUUUCACAUUAUUGGUGUCUCCAUAUAGUAUGGACAUAAACAAUCGUAUGCUUCAUUGUAGAGAUAUACCGAAAGAAGAACUGCUUGUACCUUGGUGGGGAUACACGAGAGUGAGGAUUUGGGUGACUCUAGCUGGUUACUAAGUUUUGCUGUAGAUAUAGAGAAUAUGCUAUCUAUUUAAAUGGGUUGUAGUGCAAUUAAUUUAUUGAUCUGCUUCUGCUCUGUUACUUAAGUUACUUCAUAAUCCUCUUUUUAAGAUCUUUUAAUACAUUUACUGCAACAUCUAAUUUCUUAUUUUGUUUCACAUCAUCAUAAAUGACUAUCAAGCAGUGUUAGUUCAGAUUGCUCUUCAAAUACACUAAAUAGUUACUAUAUAUUACUAAUUUGUCAAGGGACCAGAGAAGGAAAAAGCUCCUUCUACACAUUCUGUGGGAGACAAACACCAUCAGGCAUUUAUCAGAUACAGUACCAUUUUUUAAAUGUUCUUAAGCCUAACACGCAUUUAGAUAUUUCUGUUUAUGAUAAAACCUAUUUGUAAUUUACACUGUAAAUGAUGCAUUUGUGAUUUCAGCUAUCAGUAAAUUAUAUUUGACAGUGAAAAACUAAACCUGGCUUACUCAAAUCUCAGGAUGAAACAUCUUCUAAUGUUUGUUGAGCAUCACUUGUUGAUACAGUAUGCAGAUGUCAGACAUGCAGAAGGUUAGAGCAUGACCCUGCAAGGUGCAUGAUGUUACUUCCCAACAAAUGCCUUAAACGUCUGUGUUUACUUGUUUUUGUAUAAUUUUGUAAAGAGAAAAUUUCCUAUCUGAAUUCAUAACCUGUUUAAUAUCAUCUGUUGCUGCUGUUCGUUGUUGCAAAGUAGUAGUAGUUUUGUCUGGUUUGAUGGCAUGAAUUUCUGUUAUGUAACUAUUUAGUCAGUUACAUUCCAAGUUCACUGUAGCCUAUUGUACAGAAAUGAAGUAAAGCUGUUAUUAUUCACAAUAAAUGAAACAAUAACUAC
Molecule: messenger RNA, 4737 nt
Organism: Morone saxatilis (striped sea-bass)
Lineage: Eukaryota; Metazoa; Chordata; Actinopteri; Moronidae
Gene: ano5b
Product: anoctamin 5b
Biological process (GO): chloride transmembrane transport
Cellular component (GO): plasma membrane
Molecular function (GO): chloride channel activity; protein dimerization activity
Source: RefSeq, a predicted model, not a curated record